This is a messenger RNA of Leucoraja erinaceus (little skate), 6249 nucleotides long. RefSeq names its product alpha-kinase 1 (gene alpk1). Gene Ontology annotation, molecular function: ATP binding; protein serine/threonine kinase activity. NCBI's taxonomy places the organism in Eukaryota, Metazoa, Chordata, Chondrichthyes, Rajiformes, Rajidae. Bases 509 to 4255 code for a protein of 1248 amino acids. The transcript has 14 exons. The record is from RefSeq and is a predicted model, not a curated record. Gene Ontology annotation, biological process: protein phosphorylation.
UGGAGAGAAGGCAGGUACGGGAUACUGAGUUGGGAUGAUCAGCCAUGAUCAUAUUGAAUGGCGGUGCAGGCUCGAAGGGCGGAAUGGCCUACUCCUGCACCUAAUUUCUAUGUUUCUAUGUAGGGAGAGGGAGGGAGUGAGCUCCGAGCUAUUACCGCUGCUGUGGUGAAAUGCAGGAAAUCCCCGGCCUGUGGCAGUCUGCGGGCGGUGGAGAACGUGGGAGUUUCCGAAGGCACCGCUCCAGCCGCUGAAUGUCUGAAAGGCUCUGUUGGGGCCAAGGAUUUUACGUUGGAAUUCGUGAAUUUACGUUGGGAUUGGUGAAUUUACAAUGCUCCCCAAGUGAGAUGUGACAAGAAUGUAACAAGGUCCGCCGGCUUGUUACGAGAGCUGGCAGGAAAAGUACGCGGGAACUUCCAGGAACUCAGAGAAGAGGCGGGGAUUGCAGGAAAGGUAAUUGAUCACUCCACACCCAGGGAAGUUCGAUUCAUGGUCGGGCAAGUGAGUGGUCAUGAAUAACCAAGAGGUGGUAGCACUUCUACAGGAGUGCAAGCAGGCCCUCAAUGCACCCCCACCGGAACCGUCAGAAGAAGAGAAGACAAAGUACUGGCAGUGUGAAGCUUCACUCUCUGCUGAUCUGAGGACCCUGCUGAAACAGGCAAAGGAAAUGAAGUGGCCCUUUGUACCAGAGCGAUGGCAAUACAAACAAGAAGUAUGCGCAGAAGACAAAACAAACCUGAAAGAUAUCAUCAGCGAGAGGCUGCCCGAUCUGUUGGUGUUUUUGAAAACCGCUCUCUCGGUCGGUGACUACGCUUCAGCAGCUGCCACAGUCUUCGUGAUUGACAGGUUUCUAUACUGGGUCGAUGCAUCCAGCAAACUGCUGCAGGUCGCCAAGGCCUUGCACAGACGCUGCAUGGCAAUACCAAUCGCGCCACAGGUGGUUAUUCGCCAAGCCCGAGUCUCUGCAAAUUCAGGUAAACUUCUGAAAGCUGAAUAUAUCCUGAGCAGCCUGAUCAAUAAUUGUGGGGGAACAGGCACCUGGGUCUACGAGAACAAGACCGAUUGCACACUGGUACAGGCUGUCAGCAUUCAGAUAAGGGGACAAAUACUACAAAAACUUGGAUUGUGGUAUGAAGCUGCGGAAUUGAUCUGGGCCUCCAUUGUGGGGUUUUAUGAGCUUCCUCGCCCAGAUAAAAAGGGAAUUUCUACAUCACUGGGCAUUUUGGCGGACCUGCUAGUUUCAAUGAGUGAUGAGGAGUACAAACGCUUUAAGAAGGACCCGCAGAUGGACUUGAUUCUGGUUGAGGAGUGCAAUGACCGACUCCUGGCAGCUGCUGAAGCAAGCAAGCUGGCUGCUGUGCUCAGUCAGUACAAUCCACUCUAUGUGCUGACAAACCUGAACAUUUAUGGAACAUGCCUCCUUUCUUAUAAUUUCAAGGGGAGAGGUGUAAAGGAUGAAAGCCAGCUCCACCUUAAACAGGCAAAAGAGGCUUUUGAAAUAGGGCUCCUUACAAAGAGAGAUGGAGACGUUAUAACAAGCAAGCAUGAACUGCAUGGGUUUGUUAAAGCAGCAUUCUCACUUACAACUGUGCUCAGGUGGCUCACUGGUAACAGCGAAAUCCUUACCAGGAUGAGACGACUGUGCAAAGAAGCAAUGGGGAAAUUGUUCCUGUACAGUACGCGGAACCAGGAAAGUCUGGCGCAGGAGAUCAUGGAGCUGAUCUGCCAAGUCAAAGUUUCUUUGCAAAUAACCAAUCUCUGCAAUUCCGAUAGCAAGUCCUAUGUCCCAGACCACUAUAAACAUUACUGGGAUAAGCCAAUAGUGACGGGAAGGAUGGCCUUUGAUAAAAUUCUAGAAAGGCACGAGCAGUAUCACAAAACUAUAUGCAUGGUAUUUGAAAGCAGUUGUAGAAGACAUCAGAAUAGCAGCAGGCUCCCAAAAUACAGCUGUAUAACUGCGUUCAAGACUGAAACAAUGGAACUCGAUACUGCUGAUGCCAAGGCAAGCAUCCCUCAUCUUUGUGAUCGUGAUAUCACUCGGCAUUCUCUACCCAAAGAAGCAAAAGCGACACAAAGCAAUGAAGAGUUACAGAAUAGGAACCCUGAAUUAACAAGCUCAGGCAAAUCAGAGAACCAAUAUCCAGGCCUUUGGAAAGACGGCAAGGUGCCCCAUGCCAGCUCGGAGAACGCCCAGCCACAUGCUGUAACAGGCAUUGAUAACAAACUGGGUGCUGUAACUUCGGAGGGGAAGGACGACAGCAUUAAUGGAUGCGGAGACCACCUGAAUGACAGCCACGGCUCGAGCUCCUCCUUCAAAUCCUGGCUGAAAACAUCCGGAUCCGGACUUUCCAGCAGCUGGGAGGAAGUGAGAGCUUGCAGUGGCAGUGGUUCCCCCAGGAGCGGAGGUAGACACCUUCUGCUCUCUCUGGACACAGAAUGCUCCACGUUUUUAACCGAUGAAGUGGAAGAGAAUCAGCAGAACGAUUGCAGCGCCAAGAAUGAAGAUUGUAAUUUAAGUAACAAAACUGCACAGUCAGAACGUCAGGUAUCUCCGACGUGCAGACAGUUUGGGGAUUCAAACAUUAAUUGCACUUCAGGCAAUACGGAGAAGAAAAUUCCUCCAUCUUUAUCUUCAGGAGAACACAGGUCUUUCGAGAUGGCCGGCUCUGAUAGAGAAACUGUCGACGACAAUGCAGAGGACCACAAACGUGACAGGCUUGAAAAUGACCAUGAUCAGACUUGUAGGGCUCCUUGCAAAACCUCGACUCAUUCAGAUUCAGCAAACAUUGAGAGUAACUCCUUUGAGAUGAUUGACUCUGAUGCAGAAACGGCGGAUGACAUUCAGGAUGCUGCGAAUGAGUUUCAUCUGGGCACAAAUAAAAAUAGCCUUGCAAAAUACUCGUCUUCCCAGGCACAUUUGAAUACCGCAAAGACCGUCGUAAUUGAUGGUGAGAAUUCAGGGGGCUUUGCAAAGAGAAGCCAGCCUCUAUCAAAGCAAAAUAAAUCCAUGGAAAUGUUAUCAGUUGAUCCUGCAGCAGAGACUGCUGAUGAAACAGAAGAAAAUGAUUAUUUCCUAACCCCACAAGGAGUUUCUGAAAUUCUACAAGCCGAUGGAAGCAAGAAGCAGGAGACACAGGAAACGCAUGGUGCAACCCAAAUGCAGAAUUCCUCUGCUCAAUCAUCUCUAGCCAUUGACGAACCCGCCAAAGGACGCAUCAGGGAGGCACCAACUGCAGGUGAAACUACUGAUGGCAUCCUGAGCAAACAGCUUCUGAACAGUAGCCUCAACUCCAGCUCAUCCUUCAACUCAUGGUGCAAGUCGCUUUAUUCAGGCAGCGGUUCCAACCCUAAUGACAUAAGCUCAUCGAUGAGUUCCAGCAGCAGUUCAUUUGUGUUCCUUUCCAAACAGCGGCAGACCUAUCACAGACGGGUUAUAACUGAUGAAGAUUAUAAACUGUUGUUUGCAGGGGUAACCCAUGAGUGGCUCACAGAGAGAAUCAGGGACACUGGAGUAUUUUACCCUCACAGGCUCAAAGACAUUUACAGUGGUCUAUUAUUUAAGUAUAACAAAAAAACUGACACUUGGACUGCCCAGGAAACGUUGGUGUAUGUUGGAAAGCCUUUGGUUGUGGAUAAACCCGGUGCCCAGCGGACUGCUUUGGAGAUACGCUUUCUGCAUCAGGAAGAAAUACUGGGCCGAUAUGUUGGGAAACAAUACAAAAAUACUAAAGAGCUCUCCUACCAUUUCCAUGAUGUUGAACGGCAAAUGACAGCACAACACUACGUGACGGAGUUCAACAAAAGGCUCUACGAGCAGCAAGUUCCUACACAAAUAUAUUAUAUUCCAUCCUCAGUUCUCUUGCUUUUGGAAGACAACCAAAUUGUGGGGUGUGUAAGCGUAGAGCCCUACAUGCUUGGGAAGUUCAUAAAACUAACCAACAACAAAAGGGAUGUUCGCAAAGAAUAUGAAGCAACAAUAUAUGGACUUGCAUUUGGACAUUUUACCUAUGAGUUUUCAAACCAAGAAGAAAUAGUGGUCGAUUUACAGGGCUGGAUCACUGGAGAUGGCAAAGGCCUUAUUUAUCUCACAGAUCCUCAGAUUCACUCAGUGAAAAAACACCAAUGGGGAUUAAACUUCGCAGACAAAGGCAUCGAAUACUUUCUCAACUGCCAGCACAAGGAAUGCAAUGAGAUUUGCCACAUCCUCAAUCUGAAGAACCCUGUCAGGGAGAAUGUGGAGGAAACACCUUCAGCAUAGUUUUGUCAUCUUGAGAUGAAUGUUGGAAUUUGUCAGAAUCUUGUCUCAUCUUCCUUAAUGGUGCAGAAGAUGAUAUUUGCAUUGCUCCCAACAACCCACAGGCCACUAUUCCUGCAAAUGCAUCAGGAUUACUCUUAAUUGCAGUUGGUGGUGCAUUCCCUGACUCCGGAGUAGGGUUGCCAACUGUCUUGUAUUAGCCGGGACAUCCCGUAUAUUGCGCUAAAUUGGUUUGUCCCAUACAGGACCACCCUUGUCCCGUAUUUGACUGCUACUACUCGGGUCGAGGGGACUGUCAGGUCGGAGCGCCACGUCCGGCCCCGCCUCACCCGUCCCGACAUAGUGCAGCCCUUGGAGUGCAGCAGCAGCGCCUCGCCCGUGGCCCCGUCGGUCGGCAGCCCGGCCAGCUGUCCGACCUUCGGACCUUCGCUUACUGCCGACACCGAUGGCCAAUCAUCGGCUCAUGAGUUGGAUGGGGUGCCGGACUCUGCAUGCGACGUCACGUGCCCCCGGCGGCCGAGCCAAAACUCCUCAGCUGGCCCGCCGGCCGGCUGGGCUUUAUGUGCAGUCCAGCACCCGGGCCAACUCAUCAUUCACCCAGGCACGGCCGAGUCAGUCAGUGAGGUUGGCAACCCUACUCUGGAUGCAGGGUACACCUGGUAAAUAUCUGUGAAGGCAGUGCCACAUUACACAGAAUAACAGCAGCAAGACGUUCAACUUUACAAGCAAGACUUUGAAAAGUUAGUUGUAGAUUGGUUUAUGCAUGACAACCAAUCAUAUAUAGGUUAGCAUCACUAACCCCGCCUUACUGUAUCAUUUAUAUUAACACCCACUUCCUAUGCUACGCAGUUUGGGUAGCAGUCCGGAUGCAGUGACAACUAACAUGCUACUGUGCUGUUCAGUCUGUUUGUGGAUUAAAGAUGAUCUUAUAUUACAUGCUGUGUGUAUGUCAUAUUUACAUUAGUGAAUAUAGAGCACUGAAUAUUUUUCUGAAUACUUUGUUGAAUUUAGGCAAGGGUGAUAUUUUUAUUUGAGGAGUUUCACUUCUCUCUUUUUGAAUACUGAAUAUGAAUACUUUACUUUAUGUCACAUGUGACAAGUUACAGUGAAAUUCUUUGCUAAGAUAUGCAAAUAGUCGUCACAUAAAGAGCCUUUAUUGAUCCUUUUUCUCGUUUCCCCUUCCUCUAUCUCCCUCUUCCUCAUCUUUUCUUUCUCAUCGCUCUUUCUAUCUCUCACUUCAUUUUUUGCUUCCAUCUCUUGCUUCUUUCACUCAUCCUAUAGUUUCUCUUGUCAUGAUCUCUCUGACCCUUUCCUUCCUCUCUCUCUCUCUCUCUUUUUCUCUCUCUCUCACUCUCUAUCUCUCUUUUUUUCGAAUAUCCCGAAGUCGAUCAAUCUCUGUAUCAAAUGCAAUCAGUCACAGAGACUCAAUGUAUUAAAUCCCCACCCAGUGUUGAAACUUCAACUCUUCAAUCCUAUGUGACUUACAGUACCCCUUAUUUUGAAUCUGGUUCUAAACUCUUCAAAUGUUUUUACUUGCUCCAUCCAUUGAACAUUAGUGCUGUAUUAGUGUUUAACUAUGUAAGUAAAACACUCACAUAUCAAAGGUACAGUAAAAUGCUGGAGAAACUCAGCGGGUGCAGCAGCAUCUAUGGAGCGAAGGAAAUAGGCAACGUUUCGGGCAGAAACCCUUCUUCAGACCUUCGUGUACAUUCGAUUUUCCAGCAUCUGCAGUUCCUUCUUAAACACUCACAUAUCAAAGAUUAAUUGCAAUUAUUUCCUUCCACUCAGCAGACCUAUGUAUAAUACGUAAAAAAUAAAUGUACAGUUAUUAAUUGAUUAUAGUUUUUAGUGCAUAUUUCUGUAUCAAGCUGUAUUUUUUUGAACCAUGAGCUUGCAUUGAUGUUAUCAUUUGAAGAUUUGUUUUGUAAAUCACUGCUGAAUUUCCUUAGGGUUACAGCAAUUCUUCAUGAUUUGAAAAUGCAAAUAAAAGAUCAGCU